Messenger RNA from Monodelphis domestica (gray short-tailed opossum), 3910 nucleotides. It is a transcript of the gene PARP11, whose product is annotated as poly(ADP-ribose) polymerase family member 11. Gene Ontology annotation, cellular component: nucleus. NCBI's taxonomy places the organism in Eukaryota, Metazoa, Chordata, Mammalia, Didelphimorphia, Didelphidae. Gene Ontology annotation, molecular function: NAD+ poly-ADP-ribosyltransferase activity. The record is from RefSeq and is a predicted model, not a curated record.
UCGAAUUCCCGCCCCCCCCCUUCUCCCGUGCCCGAGCCACGAGUUCCGCGAGUGAAGGGUUGAGUCCGGGGACUGUCUCCUGCAGCACCCUGCUGCGCGCUGUCGCUGUCCUGGUCCCCUCCGGGUCCCUGCAGCUUCAGACAUCUUUAAAGAGCCAUGUGAGAAAUCUGUCUUCAUUUUCUCCAGUUAAACCAGAAUAUUAUUUUCCUCCUGUUUCAUGAUUGCAGAACAAGUACUCUAUUAAUGGUGGUGCUCCAUCUCCAGGAUCUUUCUGUCUUUGACCUCCAUGCAGUAUGUGCCUAGAAGUGGGAUCACUGGGUCAAAGGGUUCAUCAUGAAUACUUUCUUUGAGAAAAAACUCUGAAGGUACUAGAUAUGGCAAUGUUUCACAGAGCAGAAGAAGAAUUCUGCUCAAAGAUGAGUGACAAUACAAUGAAUGAGAUGGACACAUCAGAUACUCAAUGGGGCUGGUUUUAUUUGGCAGAAUGUGGGAAGUGGCAUAUGUUUCAGCCUGACACCAACAUUCAGUGUUCAGUUAGCAGUGAAGAUAUUGAAAGAAGCUUCAAAGAAAACCCUGGUGGCUCCAUUUCUUUUACUACUUCCAAAUACAGCUACAAGCUAGACUUUUCAGUAAUGAAGCAAAUGAAUCUGACGACUGGAAAACAGCGCUCAAUAAAAAGAGCCCCCUUUUCAAUCACUGCAUUCAGUUAUAUCUGUGAAAAUGAGGCUAUUCCUGUGCCAUCCCAUUGGGAGAAUGUGAAUACUGAAGAGCCAUAUCAGCUUAUUCCUUUGCACAAGCAAACAAAUGAAUAUAAUGAAGUUGCUAGUCUCUUUGGGAAAACAGUGGAUAGCAACCGAAUUAAAAGAAUUCAGAGAAUUCAAAACCUAGACUUGUGGGAGUUUUUUUGCAGGAAGAAGGCUCAGCUCAAGAAGAAGAGGGGUGUGCCUAAGAUUAAUGAACAAAUGUUAUUUCAUGGUACCAGCAGUGAAUUUGUAGAAGCAAUUUGUAUUCAUAACUUUGAUUGGAGGAUAAAUGGUAUCCAUGCUGCUGUUUUUGGAAAAGGGACCUAUUUUGCCAGAGAUGCUGCAUAUUCCAGUCGCUUCUGCAAAGACGACAUGAAGCACGGGACUACUUUCCAAAUUCAUGGUGUCAGCUUGCAGCAGCGACAUUUAUUUAGAACAUAUAAAUCUAUGUUUCUUGCUCGAGUCUUAAUUGGAGAUUAUAUAAAUGGAGACUCCAAAUACAUGCGGCCUCCUUCCAAAGAUGGGAGCUUUGUGAAUUUAUAUGACAGCUGUGUAGAUAAUACCUGGAAUCCAAAGAUCUUUGUUGUUUUUGACGCCAAUCAGAUCUAUCCUGAGUAUUUAAUAGAGUUUCAUUGAUCUUUCGUCUUAAUUAGUAAUUAUGGAUGGUUUUUGCCUCUUUGCGAAAGGAAUUGAUACAUCUGUUAUCCAGCCCCUAAAUGUUUAGUAAUCUCACCAACUUUUGAAACAGAUGUGAAGGAAGAGUGGCUUCUACCUUAAAGGACACACUGGUCUUUAUUUAUUUCUUCCAAAGGACUAGUUAGUAAAUAAAUUAUACUGCUGCCUUUUUAAGAAGUAAGGUAGCAAAGAAGCUUAUUCAGAGCUGACAUAACUGAGUCUCACUUAACAUAAGCAUUCAAAAGUUUUGAAAGUUUGCUUGUCUGUUAACAGAAUGUGGUUUUUCGAUUUAAAGACUAAAGAAUUCCUAUGUUAAGUCUUGGGGGGGAGGGGAUAUAGAUCUUGGUGUAAAUGUACUAUGCUGCAAUUUCCAAACUUUUGUAAGAAGUUGCCCUUUGUAAUAGAAUUCUUAUGUUGUGUUGCUUUGUGGGUUUUCUGGAGAGUGAAAUUUCAAACUCUGCAGAUGAGAACUAGCCACAAAGCUAUCAUAAGAGCUGAUAGGACAAAGCCAAGGUAUAGUCCACUGUUUCAGAUUUCCUUGGGAAAGUAUGCUGCAGGGCCCAGACUUGUUCACAUCAUUCAGUGCUCUCUUUUCCAGCUGAAUUGGCAAAGACUUUGAAGAAUUGAGCCUGUAGUCCUUUCAUAGCUCCUCCGGAGCCAUCUGCACCAAAGUCUGCUGCUGCACAAGGUGUAUAUCCAAUUCUGAAAAGUGGGACUUUUUAAUUUAUUGCUCUGGACCCUUUUUUCCCUAUUUGUUUUUUGGAGUGUCUUCCAUGAACUUCUGAGACUCAUCUCUUUCCUACUAUUCUCUGGUGAUUUGUGUAACUUAGUUACACUUGGAUUCUGUGUGUCUCCAUGUUAUAUUAAUACAAAGUUUGUAGCCCUUUGGAAAGUCUGCUAUGUACUUGUUAGUAGCAGUGGACAAUCUUUUAAUUUGGAUUUAGGUACAAUUCACAUAUCCACUUUAUGGAGGCCUUUUCCACAUUCCAUCUCUUUUAAUGUUUUAUUAUAAGGGAGAGCUGGUGCCAAAUUUUUCCUUGAAAACUUUUCUCAACUUAUAUGAACACUAUGAGGGGAAGGGGAUGUGAUCUUUGUUGUCUUUACAUUAGCAUCAUUUCAGCCUGAAGUUAAAACUAACUUCCUAGCAAGCCCUGGUCUAAUAUCCCAUUGUCUGUCCACAUGUCAUGGUAUGGGCUGGUAAGGUAGCUAAAAAUGAAAUGUAUGAAGAGCAAGGUUGAUGUUGACUGAUCUUCAGGGGUCAUAUUUUUUCUCUGUUUGUCUAAUAACUGACAGCAUGUGUAAGCACCACUUAAAGGAAAUACUACAUAUGGUACCUACUUUGAAACACUUGUUCAUUGUAGCAAAGCCUUCUUGCCUCAAAACUUCUAGACCGAUCAGCCUGAGUAAAUGAAGUGAGCUAAGAAUUUUAAAGGUAAUUGUGAUAAAGUGAAACAUUGAGAGAACAAACUAUAAAUCCAGAGAUCAUUGGGCAGUCAUUCCAUAGUGACAAGGUGAUGACUGUUUUGAGGGACUGGAGAAACAAUAUUACUGCCAUUAGGAAUUCAGGUUAAGAUUGUUUUGCCUUACACUUAGUUAUCUGUACCUUGAAAUUUUUUCUCAUUUUCCUCUCUCCAGCAAGGUUUAUCUAUCAAUCUCAGGAUGAAUGCUUUUCCCAUUGCUUCCAUGACCAUCAAAAUAUAGUAAAUAAGGUGGAAGGCUGAGGUUUCCUUUUCCAAAGUUGUGUUCAAAUCCAGGUUGUCUUGUGAGCCCAGAGUGGGUUCUCAACAAAGCAGUGUAUAGUAAUUUUGAACUUAACCAGUUGACUUACAUACAGUAACCUUUUCAAAAGAAGGUAAGAAAAGAUAUAUUUUAUCUUGACUACAUUUGCUGAGAAUGCACUGCUAUUAGUUUUUUCAUUGAUAAAGUCUGUUUUGACAUGACAGAUAUUUCCCAAUAAAUACCUAACCCUCACUACAAACAAACAAAGUACAUUCCUCAAAGCAUGCUAUCCAGAACAGGAUAAACCUGAUAGCAAGAUUAUGUCAUAGCACACGAUAGUUUUCAUGUUUGUAGUUGUGAACAGAGCCAGUUAAACCUGAGUACUGAAUUAGAGGCUGUUAGAAAUAUUAGUUCUUGGUUUUCUUCAAAAAGUUGAGUUGGGCAUUAGCAUCCACAAUCAAUAAAUAAUAUGAUGCCUGGACUCAUUCAUUUACUGUCCUUUCAAUGAAGAAAGACUGUCCUAAGUUAACAGAAUCUUUUAAAUAUACUUAGUUGAAUGGUGUGAAUUCCUGCCUGUUGCAAUUUUUCCUUCUUGGAAUAUGAUGAGACAAUGAGCAAAAAAGUUUGUAGGAUAACAAAAUUUGAUGGAGUUUUCAGUGAUAAGAUGAGCAGAUUUUCAACAAAUGAGCACAUUUCAUGUCCAGAAGGUAGAUGUCUCUAGUAAAGAAUUUGAAGACAUUUUUGAUAGACUAAUAAAGUUGUUUUUACACACA